CCAGAUCUCAGCUAACCCGACGAUCCAUAACUCCCCGAAGAAUCACUUUUCUGCUCCGCUAAAAGCUCUGUUUUUCAUUUAACAUCCCCAUUUCUUUAUUAUAUUGACGCUUUGCUUAUGAUUAGUAUGUUCUACCUUAACGUACUGAGUAUAAGUCAAUUAAUUGCAGCUGGAUUAAUUUAGCAUUUUGUUAUUGAUAGAAAAAGACCAUAUCUUUUGGUCAAGAUUGAGCUCAGUAUGGCUGGCCAAAGGAGUAGCUAUGGUAAACGUUCUAAUUCUCAGACACAAUCUGAGUAUGCAGAAAAUAAAAGGAGAAACUCUUUUGGGGGUGAUAAUAAAGAACGUACGUCCAUUGAUUCUGAGGACACAGUAUAUCGCUACCUCUGCCCUUUAAAGAAGAUAGGAAGCAUCAUGGGAAGAGGGGGCGAAAUAAUUAAGCAAUUAAGGGCAGAAACCAAGUCCAAAAUAAGAAUUGGCGAGACUGUGCGUGACUGUGAUGAACGUGUAGUUACUAUCUACAGCUCCAGCGAGGAAACUAAUGAGCUUGAUGGAGGUGGUGAAGGCCUUGUUUGUCCUGCCCAUGAUGCACUUCUCAAGGUUCAUGAUCGAGUGGCAUAUGAGGAGACUGGAGUUGAUGAUCAGUACUCUGGGGAAGAAGGUCCACAAGUGACUGCUAAGCUACUCGUACCGUCUGAUCAGAUAGGAUGUAUUAUCGGGAAAGGUGGACAGAUUGUUCAAAGUAUUCGUAGUGAAACGGGUGCUCAGAUUCGCAUUUUGAAGGAUAAACAUCUUCCCGCGUGUGCCCUUGACUCAGACGAACUACUGCAGAUAUCUGGAGAAAUGCAUGUGGUGAGCAAAGCUCUAUAUCAAGCCGCAAGUCGGCUUCACAAGAAUCCAUCUCGAUCUCAACACUUGCUUGCUUCAUCUGCUUACGCACCUGGUGGUAGUUCACUGAUGGGCCCCAGUCCAACUGCUCAAAUAGUGGGACUGGCACCACUAGCGGGCCCUUAUGGCAGUUACAAAGAUGAAGGUGGAGAAUGGCCUCCAAGGUCUGUAUACGCAGCUCCUAGACGUGACUCGUCUCCAAAGGAGUUUAUUCUACGUCUGGUAUGCCCAAAUGCAAAUGUUGGAGGUGUAAUCGGAAAAGGUGGGGCAACGAUCAACCACAUAAGGCAAGAGUCUAGGGCAUCUAUUAAAGUGGAUAGCUCAAUUGAUGAAGGAGAUGAUUGCCUGAUAGUUAUUUCAUCAAAAGAAAUUUUUGAUGACACAUACUCUCCAACAAUAGAAGCGGCAUUGCUCUUGCAACCCAGGUGCAGUGAAAAAGUGGAAAGAGAUUCAGGCCUUUCUGUAUAUACCAUACGCUUGCUUGUACCAAGCUCUUGUAUAGGCUGUCUUAUUGGGAAAGGUGGGUCCAUAAUUAAUGAGCUUAGGAGAAUCACCAAAGCUAAUAUUCGGGUCCUUUCGCGUGAAAGCCUUCCCAACAUUGCUGCUGAAGAUGAUGAGAUGGUCUUGAUUUCUGGAGAGCUUGAUGUAUCCAAGGAUGCACUUGUUCAAGUAACAUCACGCUUGAGGGCCAACCUUUUUGAAAGGGAGGGUGGUGUGUCUGCUGCUUUUGUGCCUCUUCCUUCAUAUCUAAUGCCAAUAGACCCCCCCGAUAGCUUUACAAAGUAUGAAAGCAGAGAUUCUGGAAGGCACGGACGUGGUCAUUCCUCUUAUUCUUCUGGUUAUGGUAGUGCGCAUGACAUGCCUCCCACUGAUGGCUAUGGAAGUUAUUCUACUUUUCAGAGUACAAGCAGUCCUAGAUAUGGAGCAUAUGAAGGAUAUUCUGUUGGUCGUUCUGGGACGCCUGAGCCAAACACUCCUUCACAUAGAAAAAGUUAUGGCUACUAAAUUUUCUGAGUGGAGCUGCACUUGAAAACAGCUGAUAUACCUGAAAGCUCGAGAAGCCAGCCCUGCCCACCACUGCCUUGUUCGAAAGCCUCCUCUCUAUCUAAACCAAAAGACCUGAUGAAUGAGGGGGACACUCAUGUUGCUUACCUCCUAUAUAUCUGAAGGCCAAAUAUCUCAUGCUCUUUAUCUAUACUAAUUUAAAAACCAUAUCCAUGUUUCCAAGCUUUGAUCUGACGUGCUCUCAUGAACCUUGUAUACCCAGCAAGCCUAUGACCACUCUUUCCUUAUUUGGUGAUUUGAUUAGAUGUAUCCAUGUUUCCAAGCAUUUUUUCAUGUAUUGUGCUAGAACUCCCCCAAUGUUUCUGGUAUUAUCAAUCAUUAUUAUUACUAUUAUAGUUAUCGAUAUUGUUGUUGUUAUUAUUAUUAUUAUUACUACCAUUGUCAUUAUUAUUUGUGUUAAAGACUUCUUAGUGUUGAUUAUUAUAGAGAAGAUGUGGUGUACUGCUAAUGUGAGAAGCGAUGAAUAUGCAGCUUAUGAGAUAUUGACAAGAUAUGAUGCAUGCUUAUAUUUGAAGGAUCCGAGGACUGGGAUGUGGUACGAAACUUGCAAAUGGUGCGGGAAAAAAGUGUAACUUGGGGGUUUCACGCGGAUACGGGAUGGUCAAGAAGCACAUUAAGUCAUUUGACAAAGCCAAAGGAUCGAGAAAUUCCGAUUGAUUACAAAAUGUAUUUCAUAUUGUAUUUUUUUCUCAAUUGUCAAAUGUAGUUCCUAUUUCAUUUCAAAUAAAUGCACUUGAAGUUUGUUUUCAGUACUUGUAUAAAACUAUAAAGUAUAAAUAAGUAAAAAAAAUUGGAUUUACCCAGCUCGGCGGGUGGCCCGACCUGUGAUUCGGACGGGUGGCCCGGCCUGAACUGAAACUGGCCUUACCUCAGGUCCGUCCCGGGCCCAUCAAUUAUAAACCAUAGGCCCGGCCCCGGGCCCGAACCGGCCUGAAUCCACCACUACUUGAACAAGCUUACCGUCUGAAUUUUACAAAAUUUCUGUAA
Cuscuta europaea is the source of this 2937-nucleotide messenger RNA. Lineage: Eukaryota; Viridiplantae; Streptophyta; Magnoliopsida; Solanales; Convolvulaceae. The record is from the annotation of a GenBank genome assembly.